GUGAUUAGUAAACCUAAAACUCUCUCAGGACCGCUUCCCAAGGUGCGCCGCUCAGAUGGAUCUCCUCUGCCCUAGCUCCGCCGCUCCUUCCUUCUUCCUCUGAAGCAGCUCUGCUCUCUCUCCAUGGUGCUGAUGGUGACUUCUCUUCAAUCACGUUUCAGGCCUCCACCAGAUCCGCCGCCGUCACCGUGUAAGCCCCCUCCGCUUGAAGCUCGCUCUCCCCACAUCCCUCCGAAACCUCCAGACCCACCAGACGUUCUCCUCCUCGCUUCUCUACAGAUCCUCGAUUCUUCCAUCAGUUCUCUGGUUCCUGCUGUUGCAGCUACUCAUCGAAGUUUCUUUGCAACAACCAGUGAUUUAACUGGAUCUAUUUUCGUUACAUUUGGAGUGCAAAUUUCUACUACUUGGUACAAGUAUAGAUCUACUACUUGGUGUAUGUUUCAGUCCAGUCCCACUUUCCAGAUCGAGCCAUGGGUUCUCUUUGCAGGAACCUCUCUCCUCUUCGUCAAGUUUUCAGAAGGGAUUGAUACUUUUGAAAAUGGAGGUUUUGGAUGGUGUGUCCAUGGUAUGGAUGGAGCCUGUGACUCUCAAAACUCCUUUCCAUAUAUGAUUUCAUCCAUUGCGGUCGGAACUUUGGCGCUGCAGGAAGCUCUUCUUUCAGCAUCGUGUGUUGGAUUCUCAAAGCUUCAAGUAACUUCAGACUCUAAUGUCUUCUUGUUUGCCCUGCGUUCAGGGAUGGAUUUGAUUGGGAUCGCAGGUUGUCUCCAUGACAUCACAAACCUUGCCACUCUCUUCACUCCUUUAUCAUUUAAGUUUUAUCAGUGCACAACAGUAUGUAUGGCUGUUGCUUUUGCUAUGUAUGUGUUUUUCAAACUAUGUUUCUCUAUUACUCUCCUUUGAGUUUAUGAAUGAAAGAAACCUUUGACCAAAA
Molecule: messenger RNA, 931 nt
Organism: Raphanus sativus (radish)
Lineage: Eukaryota; Viridiplantae; Streptophyta; Magnoliopsida; Brassicales; Brassicaceae
Exons: 2
Coding region: 124-900 (258 amino acids)
Source: RefSeq, a predicted model, not a curated record